Melanotaenia boesemani (Boeseman's rainbowfish) is the source of this 5922-nucleotide messenger RNA. RefSeq names its product mitogen-activated protein kinase kinase kinase 10 (gene map3k10). The transcript has 12 exons. Gene Ontology annotation, molecular function: protein binding; JUN kinase kinase kinase activity; ATP binding. The coding region runs from base 731 to 4081 and encodes 1116 amino acids. Gene Ontology annotation, biological process: protein phosphorylation; positive regulation of apoptotic process. The record is from RefSeq and is a predicted model, not a curated record. NCBI's taxonomy places the organism in Eukaryota, Metazoa, Chordata, Actinopteri, Atheriniformes, Melanotaeniidae.
UCCCGCAUAUGUGAACGGCACCCCGGUGUGUUUGGAUGCAAAGCCAGCCCACAGACUGACAGCUCGAAGCUCGGAAUGUUACGUGUUUUUGGAGGAAAGCCUGUUUGAAUACGAUGGACCUCCGGACAACUGGGUGAACAGCACAAACAGAGACUGCUGGGAGCAUUUUAAUCUGUCGCCGAUUUGGGGUUACGGAUCUUAAUUGUACCCAAACCAUACGCCCAUGCAACGAUGUCAGUGGAUGUUGCUGCCCUCAAUCCAGAUUUUCAUUUACUCUCCUGGAAUUGAUCAUAGCUGUUGACAACAUCUCUUAGUAUAGCGAGAGAAACCUCUGGAUUUAUUCACAAGUUAUCCACUUAUCAGGACCUCUACAUGCUGAAGACAUCUUUCUGCAAAUUUUCAUAACACCUGCUGUUUUUUUUUAGACACACACAGAUUAAUAUCUUGUGAGACUUGUUAGUGAAUUGGAAGCACUGUUUGGCAGGUAAAAUCACAGAUCUGCUGAAGAAACAUUGUUUGACCUGAUGUACAUUGACCCUGAAUGAACUUGCCUUUUGGGAAUACAUGUUACUUACACAGUGUGUAUCAACAUCACAGCAGCAGCCGGUGACAGUGUUUGAUGUAGAUUUUGCAGCAAGAUGUGGUGAUGGGGGAGAACAGUUGCAGCUCUGCGAUCCUCUGAUCCUUCUCUGGUGGUCGAGGACACCUCGUCCCAGUCAAUGGGCCCUGAAUGGAUUUUAUACGUGAGUUGACAAAGGGCAGACCUAAAGCAUCAAACAGCAGUCAGGCUGCCAUGAACCCAUACGGCAGAGCGAGCAGUACAGCAGCCCCUCUGUCCUGCACCAGCUGUGGGGGCUGCUGCUCACCGCCUCCCCCUUGCCUAAUUACCCCUGGACCCCCCUCCUCUACUACCUCCUCCUUAUCCAUUCCCCUGAAUAUGACCCCUCCGCCACCGAUGUUUCCUGCCCCACUCGUGCAGGUGGAGAACGGUAGCUGGAACUCCUCCACCACCUCUGGUUCCCCAGACUCCCACCCGGGUCACCGAUGUGGGGCAAAUAAUCCCAACCCCUAUUGGACGGCAGUGUUUGACUAUGAAGCCACAGCAGAUGAGGAGCUAACCCUGCGACGUGGGGACCUACUUGAGGUUCUUUCCAAAGACUCCAAAGUGUCUGGGGAUGAGGGUUGGUGGACAGGCAAGAUCCAGGACAAAGUGGGUAUCUUUCCAAGCAACUAUGUCACCAGGGGAGAUACAGCCAACUACCAGCAGCUGACUGCAGGAGGGCUGGUGGUAGGUGGGGUGGGUGAAAGCCCCUUGGAGAUUGACUUCUCAGAACUACUCUUGGAGGAAGUAAUAGGAGCUGGCGGGUUUGGGAAGGUUUACAAGGGAGUGUGGCGAGGAGAGGAAGUCGCUGUAAAGGCCGCCAGGCAGGAUCCCGAUGAGGAUAUUAGUGCUACAGCAGAGAGCGUGCGGCAGGAGGCCAGGCUGUUCUGGAUGCUCAGGCACCCCAACAUUAUUGCUCUCCGUGGAGUCUGCCUGCGGGAGCCAAACCUGUGCUUGGUGAUGGAGUACGCCAGAGGAGGGGCUCUGAACAGGGCACUGGCGGGAAAGAAGGUUCCCCCAAGAGUUUUGGUGAACUGGGCAGUCCAGAUUGCAACAGGGAUGGAUUACCUGCACAACCAGGCAUUCGUAUCCAUUAUCCACAGAGACCUCAAGUCCAGCAAUAUCCUCAUUUUGCAGCCAGUGGAACGGGAUGACCUGAGCGGGAAAAUCCUCAAGAUCACAGACUUCGGUCUGGCCAGAGAGUGGCACCAGACCACCAAGAUGAGUGCUGCUGGGACCUAUGCCUGGAUGGCCCCAGAGGUCAUCAAGCUCUCGCUCUUCUCUAAGAGCAGCGACGUGUGGAGUUUUGGUGUUUUACUCUGGGAACUGCUGACUGGAGAGGUUCCUUACCGGGAGAUAGAUGCGCUGGCGGUAGCUUAUGGUGUCGCCAUGAACAAGCUGACGCUUCCCAUCCCUUCAACUUGCCCUGAACCUUUUGCUCAGCUUCUGGGAGAGUGCUGGAGCCCCAACCCCCAUGGCAGGCCCUCAUUCACUAGCAUCCUGAGGCGACUGCUGGCUAUUGAACAGUCAGCCAUGUUUCAGAUGCCUCUGGAGUCUUUUCACUCCUUACAAGAAGACUGGAGAGUGGAGAUCCAGCAGAUGUUUGAUGAGCUAAGGGCCAAAGAGAAGGAACUGAGGUCCUGGGAGGAGACGUUGGCCCGGGCGGCAGAGGAGCAGAGGGAGCAGGAGGAGCAGCUGAGGAGGAGAGAGCAAGAGCUGGCAGAGAGGGAGAUUGACAUUGUUGAGCGAGAGCUGAACAUCAUCAUCCAUCAGAUGUACCAGGAGAAACCCAGUGUCAAGAAGAGAAAGGGUCACUUUAAGAAGAGUCGACUGCUGAAACUCGGCAGAGACAGCAACUGCAUUAGCCUGCCAUCUGGAUUCGAGCAUAAGAUCACAGUGCAGGCGUCACCCAGUGUGGACAAGAGGAAGAACCAGGGGAGCGAGAGCACCACCCCACCUGCCAGCCCGGGUGUUAUACCCCGCCUGCGAGCCAUUAGAUUGACGCCGAGUGAUGGCAGUAAGACGUGGGGCCGCAGUGCUGUUUGUAAGAAGGAAGACCUGACAACCAGCAAGAAGAAAGGACGCACCUGGGGUCCUAGCUCCACUCACCAGAAAGAGCGGGUCGGAGGAGAGGAGAAGUUGAAAUCACUUGGUGAAGGAUGCAAAGUCUAUUCAUCAAGUGCCCCAAAUUUGGGCAAGUCCCCUAAACAUGCACCUAUGACUGCUGGCUUCCCCAGCUUGAAUGAAAUGGAGGAAUGCUGCGAAUUUGAGGAAUCACCAGGAUCUUUACAGCCUUCAGAGACCAGCAGUAACGGAGCUGUGGAGGACUCAGGGUCUCUAUGGAGCAGCCUGGGGCCCAACACUAUGUCUGCUGUUGGUAGUAUUAAUUCCUGUCAGACACUUGGAGGCCUGGGGACAGGUGUGAGCUACCAGGACUCAAUUCGUCGCUGCAGCCAGAGGAAGAAGAGCGAUAUGCUGCUGUUGGGUUGUGCCUCCCUGCUUGCCUCUGUGGGUCUGGGAACAGACCUGCUGCAGCUGGGAAAACUGCAGGUGCUUCAGGAUGAGCAGGAUCUCAGAGAGGAGCAGCGAAAGAAGAAGGAGGGUCUCUUCCAGCGGACAGCCCGUUUCCGUCGCAGCACCUCUCCUCCUAGCAGAAACCUCUCCCUGACCCUCUCGAGACAUCAUGACGCUGUGCUCCCCUGCAUGGACCCGUCUCCAUCUGUGACACUCCUCUCUUUGUCCUCUCUUUCUGACUGCAACUCCACCAAGUCCCUUCUCCCCUCUGACCCAGAUGAGUACCCCCUGACCCCAAUGACCGUGGUCAAAAUGCCGGCCGCGUCCCCCGCUCCUGCUCUCAACCCACUUUUGGAUCUGCGGGCUGAGAGCUUUAAGAAGGAGCCCAACCAGUCGCUUACACCUACCCAUGUGUCUGCAGCCAUGGCUCUGAAUAGAGGACACAGACGCACCCCUUCGGACGGGGCAAUUCGACCCAGAGCCCAAACUCUGGGACACCGUAGAACACCAUCAGAUGGGAGCAUGCCCAUGCCUCCUCCACCUGGAGUAUUGCACAUCAAUACAAGCAAAGGGACACCGGACACUUUGGACAUUCCUCGACUCCCAGACCCCUCCAUUAUCUUUCCAGUCCCCCAACGACGCAAAGCUCCCGCUCCUCCUAUUCCCGACCCAGAUCCUCUCAUCAGUCCUCUGGAGAGACCCAAGACUCUAGAGUUUGCCCCCCGGCCACGACCCACACCGGCCAGGAUAAGACCUGACCCUUGGAAACUGGGUUCUCUGUCCCGGACCCUGAGCUCGUCUCCAGGCAGCAGCUGCGACAGCCCCCUUGGUUCAGGGGACAGCAGCGCCAGCACUGCACGGCCCAACCUGAUGGACAUGGACAUGGAGGGCCAGAAUCUGGACCAAACGGUUCCUCUGUGUGGGCAGCGGCAGCCUGCCACUCUGUGUGGACAACAAUACUCGUAGUGAAAAAAAAUAAAUAAAUAAAAUAAAAAAAUAACAAAACAAAAAAAUAAAAAACCAAACCAUUUUAGAGUCAACUUUUUUCUUAUUUUUUUUUCUUUUUAUUUUAUUGCAUUGAGACCUGCCACAGGACAUUGGGGCCUGGGUUGAAUAAGGAACGCCUACUGAUGUCUGAGCCGAGUAAAGUGCACUCAAUGACAUUUGCAAAAACAUCCCACUUCUUGUCAUGUUUUAGGCACUUUGUGGAAGCUACUCCUCUCAUGUGUCCUGAAAAGGUGUGAAACCCUUCCAGCAUUCCCUGGUUGUGCUUUUUAACCUGCACGAUGCUGAGGGUCCAAGAGGUCUUUUAAAAGCCUUGUAGUGUGCUCUUCCACCCCACCUUACCCAUCUUUCCCUCCUUGGAGGCCAUUUCCACCUGUUGCUGGAGGUGGCAUUUUCUUAAAAAGCCACAUUUUGACUUUGAUAACUGGCCAUUUUAAUCCAUCUACUUGUGCUUUUGCCUGUCUGUGUACCUUUGCACAUUUCUGCUUGCAUCUUUCUGGUCUCUGAUUCAGAAGAGCAGAAAAAAAAAAUCACAAUUUCAUGUCUGUUGUUUUAGGAGUAUUAAAAAGAGGAGCUGGACCACUUUUUUUAUAGAGUGUCUUUGUUCUCAUUUUGCACACUGUUUGUUUAGCUGGUACACAAACCUCUUCCAUAAACUCUCCUCCAUCAGCCCUGCCUUCACCAUUGCCCAUGACAUCUCUCUGCAUGGCAGUCAUCAUCCUCUUUCUCACUAACAGAAGACAGGAAACAGCAUUUUUUUUUCUCAGCACUGGUGGACUGGUUACAUCUUCAGCCUUGUACAGUAAAAAAAAAACAGAGUUUAUUUUCUCAGUGCUUGCAACCUGUUUGUAAAAAAUUUUUUUUAGUGGUUUGCCAGCCCAUGUGUGUUUCUCUUGGUGUGAAUGUGCACACUGUAUACUGUUAUACAUGGAUGAACAAAGUGGGUCCAUUUGUGUAUGCUGGUGCUUUUCAGUGCUUUCUGUUUUAUGUAAGGAUGGCUUGCUGUAUAACACUCUACAUGCAGCAUUUUGUUUAUGGUGGCCACACAUAUGCUCUUAUUUGUUUGUAUUAUUUUAUUUAUUUUUUAAAUGAAAGCAUUCCUCUUGCAGUCAGUAUCAUGUUGCACAGAUCCCACUCAUUCCAUUAAAAUUGAUGUUUACUUAAUUUCAAGCUUAAUGUCCUCAGACCUGCUGACCUGUUGUCUUCCACAUCAGUGGCACUUUAGGGGCAACGUUGUACAACCAGCUGGUCUCUCUGUAGACUCAAAAGUCACAGUCGACAAAUCAACUUUUUUCUCCAGAGCUGUGGACAGUUUAUUGGCUGCAGAUGAUGUUUGCUUGACUGUCCGAAUUCUAUAGGGGAGUGUGUGAGAGAGUGGAUUUCAGUGUGUGUGUGUGUUACUGUUUGUAUGGGAUCAUGACAAUCCCAUUGGUAGAGGAGUGAGCCCGAACUCAUUCUCUUUGUGCAGUUAAGAACAUUGAGUAUUUAUUGAAUCUAUUGUUAUUGUGGGAAAUGAUUAAUUAUUAUUUCAGUGCUUUUCCUGGGACAUCUGUAUAUAUUUGUUAAUAUAAGAGGAAAAACCAAGGAAAACCUGGGAAACUGCUUUUUUGGAACACCCAUAUUGUCUUCAGUCUUAACCUGUGACAUGUCUGGGUUCAGUGAGAAGUUAGUGUGACUUGUGAUGAAUGAGAGGCAAAUAAAAAUAACAACAAAAAACAAACAAACAAACAAACAAAAAAAAAAACCAAUAAAACAAAAGACAGAUGGUUUAAUGUCAUUACAUCUGGUUUUAUUAUUGUCAU